CAUAGGCUACGAUCAAAGUCUCGCUACAAAUGCUUUGAAGCAUUUGAUGGACUAAUUAGAAGAAAGAAUUUUACAAACUGACCAAUUGAAAAACGCUUCAAAACGUUUGCAGCAUCGCGUUGACCGUAUCCAUACUGUGAUAGGUUCCGACGUGUCGGACGUGUUGUUGCAUCAUUUUUGAAAAGUGUGACCGGCUUCAAAUGCGCAAUUGGGUUUAUGUUACUCUUUUUCGUAUUCUUCAUAUUGUUUUUUGUUACUCAUAAGCGGCAUUUUCAAUUCUGGCCGUAUCGACUCUGUAUUAGAGUCGGGGCCAUUCUCACGCAAAGAAAAAGAAGUAUAUAUUGUGACAAGUCUGUGUUGCGGCCAUUAACCUGUUGUAACAACUCGUGUAUCUCACAUGUAUCUUGCGUGUUUGGUAUACUGUAUUAUAAAUAUAAUCAAAUAUAAUCAAAGAAUAAAUAUUUAAAGUGAAAAAUGGAAGAACAGAGAAAACGAGUUGAAGAUCAUAUGACGAAAAUGGUCGAAGAAAUCGACAAGAUGUAUUUACGGAAAAUGCAGAGGGAUAUGCAUAAGUGUGCUGCACAAUGUUGUGAAAAUGAAUCAUAUAGCAUACAAAAAGUACAUACCUGUGUGGAGAAUUGUAGUUCCUCUUUGAAUAAAGCACAACAAUACGUUCAAGGAGAGUUUGAACGAAUACAGAAUCGCUUACAAAGGUGCAUAAUGGAAUGCAAUGAUAAUAUAAAAGACAAAAUGGGUCCAAACCCGACUCAGAUUGAAGUGGAUAGAUAUAGCGAAGAAUUUGAAAAAUGUGCCACCAAGUGUGUAGACUCUUAUUGCGAGUUACUACCGAGUUUGGAAAAAACUAUGAAGAAAGUCCUUAGUAAAAAUGAAUUCUCGUAA
Messenger RNA from Atta colombica, 900 nucleotides. Its product is annotated as protein FAM136A-like. The transcript is spliced from 3 exons. The record is from RefSeq and is a predicted model, not a curated record. Bases 475 to 900 code for a protein of 141 amino acids. Lineage: Eukaryota; Metazoa; Arthropoda; Insecta; Hymenoptera; Formicidae. Gene Ontology annotation, cellular component: cytoplasm.